Messenger RNA from Oryza brachyantha (malo sina), 920 nucleotides. RefSeq names its product aquaporin NIP3-3-like. The coding region runs from base 1 to 891 and encodes 296 amino acids. Gene Ontology annotation, cellular component: membrane. The transcript is spliced from 4 exons. Lineage: Eukaryota; Viridiplantae; Streptophyta; Magnoliopsida; Poales; Poaceae. Gene Ontology annotation, molecular function: channel activity. The record is from RefSeq and is a predicted model, not a curated record. Gene Ontology annotation, biological process: transmembrane transport.
AUGGCUGCUGAGGCCAUGGUGGUGAUGAGUAGUAGUGACGAAAAUCAGAAUCAAAAUCAAGUUGCCAUCAACAUGUGCUCGACGCCGGCGGAUGACCGGAGCCUCCCCGGCGUUGGCGGCGGCGCCACCCCCAGAUCGCCGGGGGUCUCCAAGGCGGUGGUGCCGAUCGAGUCGCCGGAGAAGACGACCGGCAAAUCGCAGCCUGACGAUCAUGAUCAGCAGCAAGAGCGUGCCAAAGAAGUGCCACUCGUCAAGAAGGUGGCGGCGGAGUUCAUCGGCACGUUCAUCCUGAUCUUCGCGGUGCUGUCCACCGUCGUGAUGGACGCGCAACACGGCGGCGCGGAGACCCUCCUCGGCGUGGCUGCGUCGGCCGGGCUGGCCGUCGUCGCCGUCGUGCUCUCCGUGGUGCACAUCUCCGGGUCGCACCUAAACCCGGCGGUGAGCAUCGCCAUGGCCGCGUUCGGCCACCUCCCGCCGGCGCACGUCCUCCCCUACGCGGCGGCGCAGACGCUGGCGUCCCUCGCCGCCGCGUUCCUCGCCAAGGGCGUGUACCGCCCGGCGCGCCCGGCCGUCAUGGCGACGGUGCCGAGCGUCGGCGCCGGCGAGGCGUUCGUCCUCGAGGUGGCGCUCACCUUCGUGCUCGUGUUCGUCAUCACCGCCGUCGCCACCGACCCGAGCUCGAGCAAGGAGCUGGUCGCCAUGGCGAUUGCUGCAGCGAUCAUGAUGAACGCUCUCGUCGGAGGGCCGUCGACGGGGCCGUCGAUGAACCCGGCGAGGACGAUCGGCGCGGCGGUGGCGACGGGGGAGUACAGCCGCAUGUGGGUCUACCUCGUCGCGCCGCCUGUCGGCGCCGUCGCCGGAGCAGGCACUUACACUCUCAUCAAGCCCUGACCUCAUCUUGAUAAUUUCUUUCCGUUUGU